This is a messenger RNA of Benincasa hispida (wax gourd), 540 nucleotides long. RefSeq names its product ATP synthase small subunit 6-A, mitochondrial-like. Lineage: Eukaryota; Viridiplantae; Streptophyta; Magnoliopsida; Cucurbitales; Cucurbitaceae. The record is from RefSeq and is a predicted model, not a curated record.
GAGUUGAAGAAAAUCUCCAUUUUCACUUGCGAAAGGGAAUCGAGACGAACGAACGCAGACAGUCGAAGGAAGAUGAGGAAAUUUGAUCCAUGGCCGGUGUUUUUCAGGCGAGAAUGGAAGAGGAACUGGCCCUUCCUUGUUGGUUUCGCCAUAACCGGCACCCUAAUUACCAAGAUGACCGCUGGUCUUUCUGAGGAAGAGGUGAAGAAUUCUCCCUUCGUUCAGAGGCACAAUCGGUGAAUCCUUUAAGGGGGAUUAUUGGCAUUGCAAAGUGAGAUGUUUUCAUUUCUGCAAAAUAACGGAUGCUACGGUUAGUUUACAAGCCAUUUGAAGCAAGUUUUUUCGGUACUUCUCAGUAUGUAUCAAAACUUGGAUGGAUUUUUUUGUGAUGACGUUGUUUACUUCUUAAAUGAACAUGAAUUCUUUUUCGUAGCAUCAUUUGACUGAGAACUUUUGCCUUCUUUAAUUUGGAAUGGUGGAAACUUGUUCACGCAUUGAUUAGUAUUUGUCAUAUAAAAGCGUACAUCACUUUUCAGAUUA